Molecule: messenger RNA, 588 nt
Organism: Triticum turgidum subsp. durum (durum wheat)
Lineage: Eukaryota; Viridiplantae; Streptophyta; Magnoliopsida; Poales; Poaceae
Source: the annotation of a GenBank genome assembly
AUGUAUCAUCAUCACUCCUCUUUUUCUUCUUCUUCCUAUACUUGUCAGGGAAGCAAUGGCUUCCUCCCCUCCCAACCGUCGGCGUCGAGCUACGGUGAUCUGUUGCAAGCAGAGCAGCACUGCUACUACAACUACUCCCAGCAGCAGCAGGGUCAGGCGCCGCCGUUCCGCCAUGUGCUGAGCACGGGAGACCUCGGGGCGCCGCCGCCGGCAGCAGCAGCGGCUGGGAGGUACAGCACGGACGAGCGGCGGGAGCGCAUCGAGAAGUACAGGAGCAAGCGCAACCAGCGCAACUUCCAAAAGAAGAUCACAUACGCUUGCCGGAAGACGCUCGCGGACAGCCGGCCGAGGGUGAAGGGCCGCUUCGCCCGCAACGUCGACGAUGAUGCAGUCGCAGAUCAGCCGGAGUUCACGGCGGCGGAGGUGUCCUCGAUGAUGAGCGAAGCCAACGUUGUCGUGGGUGCCGUGGACGCCGCUGCCAGCAGCAGCAGCAGCAACAUGCCGGAGUGGUGGCCGGCAAUGCAAGGCGCGCUGGCCAUGGAGGACGAUGAGCUUUACAUCGCCGUCUCCUCCAUCAACCUCUACUAG